Pocillopora meandrina is the source of this 1137-nucleotide messenger RNA. NCBI's taxonomy places the organism in Eukaryota, Metazoa, Cnidaria, Anthozoa, Scleractinia, Pocilloporidae. The record is from the annotation of a GenBank genome assembly.
AUGACCAACGAAAGGCUACUUUGUGACGCAGAAGUAAGGUCCUGCAUUCGUCUGCCUUCCUCAGUUGAUGAUAGAGAACCUUAAAAGUCUACUACUGUGAGCGGCGGUUCUUGUGAGGAAAACUUAACAAUGGAUAGGACGCCAAUGAAAGAAAGCACGAUGGAGAGAAUAUUGGAUUCGUUAAGAUUAUCACCAAAAUGGAGACGUCAGUCGCCAGUAAACGAGAAAUCGGUCAAAGAAACCCGUAUCAUUGCAAACUCUGAUUGCCGGUUAACAAACCAACACUUAUCUCCUGAUAACCGUAAACACGCAACAAUAUCGACGUCGAGUUCCGAUUAUCCUGAAACAGAAACGUACGAUUCUUUUUCCGACUCUGCUUACUCGCAAAGUUCUGAGACAUCGGUCAAUUCCGAUAGGAGAUCACUCAAUACAACUUCAACAGAUUCGGAUAACAACCGAUUAUUCCAUCAAGGUACUUCGCCAAGGAGUCAGAUUUGGUCGAGAGGCGACACCGCUGAGGUUACAGACUUGGAUGAGGGAUACUUCAGGAGGGUUUUAAUGUUGAUGAAAGUUUUACUUUAUUUACGACACAACUUUCCUCUGAAACUUGUUCGAAGAAGAAGAAAGGUUUAUCCGGCCGAUAGUAGAAGAGACAAGCUCCAAGGUCACGACAGUCCCAGUUUAAGUUCCAGUUCAAUGGACUCGCAGGACUCAAGUGAAUAUAGCGGUAGAAGUGCGCGAAGUCGAAAGCGUAUUUCAUUCAGUCCAACAACUCUUCUUUUCUCUGCAGUAACAGAAAAGGCCUAUGCGGAGGCCAAAAGUAUUCUAGAACAGCAAGAUCUGGACGUGAAUUCUCAAACUCCAAAUGGGCAAACACUACUACAUAUUGCUGCAGCAAAUGCGGAUUUGAAAUGCACUCAGCUUCUUAUACAGUACGGAGCGGACGUAAGUUUGAAAGAUGUUAGCGGUUGGACACCUUUACAUGCGGCUGUUAGGCGGGGAAACUGGAAAUGUGCGAUUUUACUCAUCGAGGCUGGUGCUGAUUUCGGAGAAUACGCACAGACAAGAAUCCAAGAGUACAAUCAAGUGCUACAAAUGUCUUCCUCAUAUUAUCGAUCGGUAGAGAUCUUUGUAUAA